AUGCUGACCCGCGCAGGAUGCGCCGGCUUCGUCCACUUGGCCGUAGACAACGGCUUCUCCCCCGACCCCACCGUCGUCGUAGACGGCUUCGUCGUGCUCACCCUCCGCGCUCUCGAGGCCGCGGCCUCCGAGCCCGGCCUGCGUCGCUUCGUCCUGACGUCGUCCUACAUCACGGUGUGCCAUUACCACAUGAACGGGGCCUACGACGUCACGCAGGCCAGCUGGAACGACGAGUACGUCGUGGUCUAUCCCGACGGAGCUGAUGGGCGCCGGGAGGAGACCCAGGACGGCCAACGCGGCGCUGAGGAGGGUAGAGCCGUUAGUCCUGGCACCUACGCGCUGACGGCAGCGACAUUUACACCCGGUCAUGUGUCUCUGUUGUACGCUUCAACCGUAAGCCGAGAGUCUUUUCUGGAAGAAUGGCCGUCCGAGACCUUCAUUGUCGACGCGGGCGAGCAAAGACCGGCCUGGGCGGUGUUCGCCGAGCUCCGGCCGCCACGUCUCAUGGAGAUGCGGUUCCUCCUCAACACGGGCGAGCUGCUUCUGCGGCCGUCCCACUGGCGCAUCGAUAGGGCCAGGUGCUUGCUGCUGAUGGACCGUUUCUUCGACAUUAUGGCGUCCGAACAGACGGCCAGCCCGGCGAACCCCGGGAACCCCGGCCGCGAGCUUCUCGUCUUGAGCGAAGAAGACACAGCUAUGCUCAUUUCAGCAUGCAAGACCGCCGGCAUCAACGUCACGGCGGCUCUCCACGCGGCCGUUAUUCUUCAGAUGCGGGAGAUGGCCCCGUCGGAAAUAAGGAGUAACAACUUCAUGAAGGUUCUCAUGUGUGAUAUGCGCUCCUACUUGCUCGAGCCGUGCGUGGAAGCCCUUCCACCCUUGCCAUGCGCAUCUUUUAUAGCAUUUCUUAGCAGAUUCUUCGAGUUCAGACAUAACACAAGUGCCUACGCGGUGAUUAUCUGCUCCAUGCUCGCUCGCAGAGCGGGAAUUUUCAGUCACUGCGUCCUGCCUCUGUUGCGUUCAGACAGAUACUGGACAUGGGCGCCGCUUCAACAGAGAUACCCUCGGUCGUAUCAGCCGUAUUGA
Colletotrichum higginsianum IMI 349063 is the source of this 1083-nucleotide messenger RNA. Its product is annotated as NAD dependent epimerase/dehydratase. The record is from RefSeq and is a predicted model, not a curated record. The transcript is spliced from 5 exons. Bases 1 to 1083 code for a protein of 360 amino acids. NCBI's taxonomy places the organism in Eukaryota, Fungi, Ascomycota, Sordariomycetes, Glomerellales, Glomerellaceae.